CAAAUUCGAUUCCAUCCCUUCUUUUCGUUUUGGAUUUUGAUUCAUUCAUUCAUCAAAGCUUCGGCUGAACCGUCUUCGAUCAUGUUGUCGUCCUCCAUCUCUAGAGCUGCUUCUCGUUCGCUGACUGGCCGAACGAACUUGACUUCGGUUCGAGGAUUUGCCAAACAAAUCAAAUUUGGCGUCGAAGGUCGCGCUGCCAUGCUUCGUGGCGUGGACACGUUGGCGGAUGCCGUCCAGGUGACGCUUGGCCCCAAGGGUCGUAACGCCAUUAUUGCUCAGCCUUACGGCCCUCCCAAGAUCACCAAAGAUGGUGUCACGGUCGCGAAAUCCAUUGAUUUUGAAGACAAGUUUGAAGAUAUGGGUGCGCAGUUGAUCAAGUCGGUUGCUUCCAAGACGAACGAUAUCGCUGGAGACGGCACGACUACGGCUACAGUCCUCGCCCGGGCGAUCUAUUCCGAGGGCUGCAAGGCUGUGGCGGCUGGACUCAACCCGUUGGAUCUUCGACGAGGAAUCCAACUUGCCGUGAACUCGGUAGUAAAGACGUUGGGAGAAAUUAGUCGCCCUAUCUCGUCCAAGGCGGAAGUCUCACAGGUCGGAACGAUCUCGGCAAACGCGGACCGUGAAAUCGGUGAUUUGAUUGCCGAUGCCAUGGAACGUGUUGGUAAAGAAGGCGUCAUUACUGUUCAAGACGGAAAGACUUUGGAGAACGUACUGGAUGUGGUCGAGGGUAUGAAGUUCGAACGAGGAUUCAUAAGUCCUUACUUUAUUACGGACGCGAAAACUCAGACGUGCGAGCUUGAAAAUCCAAUGAUCCUGCUCGUAGAAAAGAAAGUCAGUAAUCUUCAACAGCUUGUGCCCCUUUUGGAAUCUGUGAUUAAGAGCCAAAGCUCCUUGUUGAUUGUUGCCGAAGAUGUUGAAAGUGAGGCCCUUGCCACUUUGGUGGUAAACAAGCUUCGUGCCGGCAUUAAGGUGUGUGCCGUAAAGGCUCCUGGAUUUGGCGACAACCGCAAGGCCACGAUGCAGGAUCUGGCCAUUUUGACCGGAGGAACCGUUAUUUCGGAAGAAAUGGGUAUGAAGUUGGAAGAAACGCAGCCGCACCACUUGGGACGAUGCAAAAAGGUGACCGUCACCAAGAACGAGACUGUUGUGUUGGAUGGAGCUGGCGAGCAAGCUUCAAUCCAGGAACGAUGCGAGUUGAUCCGUAACGGAAUUGAUACUACCAAGUCGGACUACGAACGUGAAAAGCUGCAAGAACGUCUCGCGAAGUUGUCAGGAGGAGUCGCCGUGAUUCAGGUCGGAGGUGCUUCGGAAGUCGAAGUUCAGGAAAAGAAAGACCGUGUCGUUGACGCCUUGAACGCAACUCGGGCUGCUGUCGAAGAAGGUAUUGUACCGGGAGGUGGGAAAGCCUUGCUUUACUGCUCAACGAAAUUGGACGAAGUUGCUGAAAAAGAAGCGAUCAACAUGGACCAAAAGAUUGGUGUUGAAAUCAUCAAGCGAGCCCUCAAGGCCCCGCUCGCUACUAUCGUUUCCAACGCCGGAGAAGAAGGUGCCGUCGUCUGCGGCGAACUUAUUAAGCCUGAUGUUGCAGUGACAUGGGGAUUUGAUGCUUCCAUAGGGGAGUACCGUGAUUUAGUCGAAGCCGGUAUCAUUGAUCCAACUAAGGUGACCCGUACUGGCAUCGUUGAUGCUGCAUCCGUUGCUGGCUUGCUCACAACAUCGGAAUCCAUGAUUGCGGACAAGCCGGAUGAUGGCCCAUCCAUGCCUCCGGGCGGCGGUAUGGGAGGAAUGGGCGGCAUGGGUGGCAUGGGCGGCAUGAUGUAGACGAGUUUUCUUUGAAGCGAUCGACGAGAUUUUUCUCGCUCUAGAGUUUUUCGAAAUGUUUAGGAUAGACCCCAGAAUUAUUGUAGUUACCGGUUGAGAUUUU
This is a messenger RNA of Phaeodactylum tricornutum CCAP 1055/1, 1924 nucleotides long. RefSeq names its product mitochondria-targeted chaperonin. The record is from RefSeq and is a predicted model, not a curated record. Lineage: Eukaryota; Bacillariophyta; Bacillariophyceae; Surirellales; Neidiaceae. The coding region runs from base 82 to 1821 and encodes 579 amino acids. Gene Ontology annotation, molecular function: ATP binding; ATP-dependent protein folding chaperone. Gene Ontology annotation, biological process: protein refolding. The transcript has 2 exons.